GGAAGAAAUGGGCUGUGUUGUCACGUCUGCUGUUCCCAGACUACCGUGUGAGUUAGACUCCGGGCUCUGGACUAAGUUAAUAAUUAUCAGAAAUGUUCAUUAUUGAUCAUGGAAACAUACCCUUAUUCCACCAGCUAGUAGCUACUAUGUUUUUCACUCUCUCUCUAACGAUUGGGGACAUGUUCAGUCAACAUCUGAAUGUACAACAACACAAAAGUUCCCCCCUGUGAGGAAAUCAUAAUCCUGGGGCUGUUGUUUCCCAGGGGGACUGAAGAUGAUGAUGCACAAUGUUCCAGUAUUGCCUGAAAAUCACCUCUAUGUUGCUCGGUAAUCUGAAAUGUAUUUUGGCUGUGGAGGGGAAAACUAUGAUGCCACAAUUUUAUAGAAAACCCAACCCACAUCGCAGGUCAUUGACCUAUUGUUAUCCUAUCUAGGAUCUGUUGGCAAGACAACCAGGCUAUUGUUAUAUUAUUGGCUUAGAAUAGGUAUUGACUGUUCAUGCUACCAGUCACACAGGUAUCUGCCUAAUAGAUGGAGCUAAACCCUCAUUGUCAUCAACAGCGUAAUCUCAGUGAGCAAUUUCGAAGCCCUUUGAGUUUUGGCUAUUCUGGUUCCGUUCAUCUGUCAUCUCCACACUACAUGAUCUGUUAUGGAUGGUAUUGAUAUUGAUUGACUUAUAAUUGUUGAGAUAUGGAUGAAGAUAUAGGAUUAACAUCACAAAGAUGUACAUUGAAGAUAGGCAAUCAAGUAUGCAGAUUACAGCCCAGCAGAUUAUAAUUUCCGUUGGCCCAUGCAUGUAGAAUGAGACUCCCAAUGAGACAAUGUCAACAAUGAGGCUGAUCUCUCUUUCUCCACUCUAUCAAAACAACAACACACUGACUCACUCCUUAAUAAGUCUGACCCGGUCCCAUAGGAACAUAUAAGAGUUCUCCCAUCCCCCCCAACCACUCUCCAUACUAUUCUGCUCCCACAGCCACAGACUUGAUUGCCAUUGACUUGACUGGUGUCAGAUUUCCCUGCUGCCGCCGUUCCUGACGCUGACACCAAAGCCCUUUUUUCUAUUGAUAUAUAGCAACUCCAAGACUUCAAGACCUUGACUAGAUCUAUAAUGGACACGUAUGGCCAGGGAGAAGACCGCUAUAGGAAUAUUGCCAUCUUGCCUGCACUUGCCUAUGGAAAUAUACAAUGACACAAUUCAAAAAGCCUGAAGAGUGAGGAUUAAUUGAGCUCUGAGUGGGUCCAGAGGCUGAUGAUGAUUUCUAAUGGAGACUUGAAGCUGGGGACAGGAAGGCAUGAUUAUGGUUGUGGCCUUGAGCAGAUAAGGAAGAACUCAGAAAGGAUGGCGUCACAGGAAGGGGGGGAGCCGCCUCCUAACGGCAGCCAAUCAGACAGCCGGUUGAAGAGCAAGAAGCCGCCCAGUCUGGUCAUAGCCAUCCCUGCCCCAGAGGAAGAGGAGAGGGUUGAAGAGGGAGCUGAAACGGUCAAGCAGCCCCUGCGUUCGUCCCUGAAGAAGAGUGAGAGCCAGCAGCAGGCCAGUCCUCUGUCUGACAGUGGUGCUGAUGGUGGAGGAGGUCACUCUGUUGGGGACAGGAGGGCAGCCUUCCACAGACAGACCUCCCUGUCUCAGAGCAUACGCAAGAGUACAGCUCAAGUUACAGCCCAAGCAGCAGGUUGGUUCGGGGUGGGUGAGGACUGUGAGACCAAGCAGCAGCUAUGGCAGAGGAAGAGCCUGCGCCACUGCAGUCAGCGCUACGGCAAGCUCAAGGCCCAGUACAGAGAGCCAGAGCUCCCCAUCAGCAUGGACCAGGGCCUGGACUCACCCGCCGCAAACAAGAUGCCCAAGAUUGUGGACCCCCUAGCGCGGGGGCGAGCGUUCCGCUACCCGGAUGAGACGGACCGACCUCCCCGUACCCCCCACACGGGACCCGUCACCCCGGGGUUCUCGUCCCAGCGCUCCGGGGGAUACGCCCACCUGCCCCGACGCAAGAGGGAGUCUGUCGCCCGCAUGAGUAUACGAGCAGCGUCCAACCUACUCAGGGGUCGUUCAGGUCUAGUGGGCUCCCAGACAAGUCGUAGUUUCCGCCGGCAGAGCUUCGCCCGGCCCAGCUUGCUGGAUGAGGAUACUGUGGACUCAGCAGACGCUCACGAGUCUGUCUUCUUCAGCAAGGUGGAUGCCCAUGAUGAGUUGUACUCCAUGGCUGAUGAUGUGUUCGACUCUCCCCCUAUGUCAGCUUCCUAUGGAGAUCACCAUGAGCCCUACCAGGGCCUGGAUGUGUCUAAAACCCCCACCAUGCGUAUUGAGAAGGCCAGGUCACAGCAGCGGGGGCGCCGUAUUGCUUCCCAGGUCAAGCACUUUGCCUUUGACAAGCCCAAGCGGCAGUACGGCAUGGGCGUGGUGGGAAACUGGCUCAACCGUCACUACCGCCGCAGCAUCAGCAGCCAGGUGCAGAAACAGCUGGACGACUUCAGCAGCCACAGACCGUACUUCACCUAUUGGAUCACCUUUGUCCACGUGGUCAUCACCAUCCUGGCCUGUGCUACCUAUGGCUUUGCCCCUGUGGGGUUCGCCCAACACUCCACAUCUGAACUGGUGUUGAAGAACAAAGGCAUCUAUGAGAGCGUCAAGUUCAUCCAGCAGGAGAACUUCUGGAUCGGCCCUGGCUCUGAUGACCUAAUCCACCUUGGGGCCAAGUUCUCCCCGUGUAUCCGCAAGGACAGCCAGAUAGUCAGUCUCAUCCAGAAAGCCAAGGACCAGGAGAGAGAGUCAGGCUGCUGUGUACAGAACGACAACUCGGGCUGUGUCCAGACCCUCAGCAACGACUGCUCGGAGUCAUUGGCCACCUUCAUGAAAUGGAGGGGUGAGAAUGUGGACAUUCUGAGAUCAUCAGGCUCUGUGUGUCACCAGGACCCCAGGACCUGUGAAGAGCCCGCCUCAGCAGAGCCUCACAUCUGGCCCGAUGACAUCACACAUUGGCCGAUCUGUACCUCCCCACGCAAGACGAACCUGACAGGCUACAGACACAUGGACUGUAACCUCAAGGGACGACCCUGCUGCAUAGGAACUAAGGGCCGGUGUGAGAUCACUACGAGAGAGUACUGCUCCUUCAUGCACGGUUACUUCCACGAGGAGGCCACCCUCUGUUCCCAGAUCCACUGUCUGGAUGAUGUGUGUGGCCUCCUGCCCUUCCUCAACCCUGACGUCCCUGACCAGGUCUACAGGCUGUGGCUCUCCUUGUUCCUACACGCAGGCCUCCUCCACUGCCUGGUGUCAGUAGUGUUCCAGAUGACUAUCCUGAGAGACCUGGAGAAGCUGGCUGGCUGGGUCCGCAUCUCCAUCGUCUACGUCCUCUCUGGCAUCACCGGCAACCUGGCCAGCGCCCUCUUCCUCCCCUACAGAGCUGAGGUUGGCCCAGCUGGCUCCCAGUUCGGGCUGCUUGCCUGCCUGUUUGUGGAGCUCAUCCAGGGCUGGCAGAUGCUGGAGAAGCCAUGGAAGGCCUUCCUCAAGCUGGUGGGCAUUGUCUUCUUCCUGUUCCUGUGUGGCUUGCUGCCCUGGAUCGACAACAUCGCCCACAUCUUCGGCUUCCUCAGCGGCCUGCUGCUCUCCUUCGCCUUCCUGCCCUACGUGACGUUCGGCGACUUCGACAAGUACCGAAAGCGUGUCCUGAUCCUGCUGUCGCUGCUGGUCUACCUGGGCCUGCUCUCCUCGCUGGUCGUCUGGUUCUAUAUCUACCCCAUCAACUGGCACUGGCUGGAGCACCUUACCUGCCUGCCCUUCACCAGCAAGUUCUGCGAAAAGUACGACAUCGACCAUGUGGUGCACUAGGCUAGCACUCACUAAAGCGCUAGCAGCUAAUGCUAGCUGGCUUUAACGCCUGGACAUUCACUGAAAUGCUAACAGCUAAUGCGAGCUGGCUUUAGAACCUGGACAGGAAGCGCAGUGGAAAAUACUUUUAAGGGAAACAGAACUUAAAGAGAGCGCACCUGGUUCGUAUGCCCGUAAGCACCCAGGGUAUCUACUCACAUUGACUUCAACACUGUAAAGCUAUGCUAGUUCCUCUGGAGAGACCGACUCAGUCUGAGCGUGGCAUUAAAGUGGACUUGGAAGACUACAGAGGAUAUCCUACCCUAUCGGUUCAUAAACUGUCACGUUAAUACUACAGAGGCCUCUUAUUUGUUAUCUUUUGGACUCAUUUUCUACAACACUGGAUGUAUCUAACACUACGUGAUACAGAAUUUCAUUAUGUUCAAAUACUUUGAAUUAGCUGUUCAUGUGAGCAUUUAAUUAUGGUAUUGAAUACAAGUCAUACAGUCUGUCACUGGCUGGAGCAUUGUUUCAACUUGAACCUAGUUUUGUGUGCUUUUCAUGACUUUUCCAUGGCACUUUUUUGGGGACCAGUUAAGAGUUAAGAAUUUCAUCCAAUAGCAGUUGCCUUUCACAAUGAAUUAUACUGUACAGACAGUUUCAAUAAAAUGGUGUUAUUGUAUCUGUAAAUGAUGGUCUGACCUUCCAAAUCCUGCCUUCCAAUCUGCUUAGGUUAUUUGUAUCAACUGCCACAGGUGCUAGAUAAAUAUACAUCUAACUAAUUCCAAUUGAACUGUCACACUGCCCCAAAGACAAGCUGUUUAAGUGCAAGUUUAAGUGCACUACUAAUUAAACACUUUGACUUGCUCUGGCCAUAAUUGUGCCACAUCACCUGACAUUGUGUUUAUAGCUUUGAUACUCAAACGUUAAUUACACGUAAUAUCGUAAGAUUAUAGGAUCUGACUGAACAAAAGGCUACUGCGUGCCUUGAUCAAUGGCCAUUGAUUCAAGAAAGGCUGCUAGUCACUCUUGCCAUUACAGAUAUCAAAAUGGCCAACAGAGUUUCUGCCAUCCUGGCCUGCUCCUGGUCUCUUGGAUUAUGACCCUCUCCUCUGGCAGGUGUCCACUCUUCACUGCUUAGGACGUUUCCUGAGAGGUGGAUUACUGCGGUGAUGUGGAUUAUUUGAGCAGGAUUUACUGUGCUUUGUUAAGUCACUUUACACACCAGCAGUCAACUGGUGGCGUUAAUGGCCGACUAUGUCAAUAACGUGGAAUUCUUCACAGGUGUUGGUUGGACGAUCGUUGAGUACUGUUUUACGUUGUUUUUUCAUUUGGGCAUUUAAAUGGUUGUGACCCUGUUUCAUUUGCUAGGAAUCUGUCCCUCAUUUUCUUUUAAUAUAAACACUUUAGCACAGUCUGGUCCUCUUCAUAGGAAUUCACAGUGCCUUCUGAAAUGUGUGUAAGCCUUGAAUUUGAGUGUCUGUAAAUCGGUACGCAUACAUGCAUAAGUCUGUAAAUGCAUUUGGACCAAAUUGAUUAGUUAUUUAUUGGAUUAAAAAGAAUACUUUGGAAUUUGCUCUUUUACUGAGAUAUUGUGAUAUAUUAUUGCUGCAGUUUAAGUUAUUACACUUACGUGUAUGGACAAAUUCAGACGAUGUUCUUAAAAAUAAAUGUAAAUUGAAUCAUG
Salmo salar (Atlantic salmon) is the source of this 5489-nucleotide messenger RNA. The record is from RefSeq and is a predicted model, not a curated record. Lineage: Eukaryota; Metazoa; Chordata; Actinopteri; Salmoniformes; Salmonidae.